Dentiscutata erythropus is the source of this 1689-nucleotide messenger RNA. The record is from the annotation of a GenBank genome assembly. NCBI's taxonomy places the organism in Eukaryota, Fungi, Glomeromycota, Glomeromycetes, Diversisporales, Gigasporaceae.
AUGGUGGAUUUCGAAAGAUAUCAGCAAGCUCUUAGUAUUGUAAAUCAAUUACUUGUUAAAGAUCUAAAAGCGUGUAAUAGAGUUUUGAAUUCAUGCCAAGGAGCUCAGUUGGAUUGCAACGUGAAAAAACCCGACCUUUGCAAAAAUUUAACUGAAUACAUGAAAAGGAUAAAGGAGACUAAUAUACCACAUACUAUAAAUGAAAUGUCUGAAAUUAUAUUGCGGAAAGGUGUACAACAGCCAAGAGCUCCUUUGAAACCCUCAAACAUUACUCAUUCUCGCGUGCCGCCUAAUCUUAGUAAACAUAGACUUAUUAGUCCUCCUACGCCAAUCUACGGUUUGAAUCAUAAUAUUCAAUUCAGGUCAUCACCAUUUUACGAUAUUAUAGAAUUAAUUACAGAUUUCCGAGUAUUAGACGGAUCAAAUGACAAUACGCGAAAUUCAAUCACUAUUGACUUCCGCCUAACAAUAGAUCAAGUUCGGUAUCUUCAGACGUCAAGGAAUGUAGCAUACUAUCAAAUACGCUUAUUCUGUUGUGCCGAGCCUUUCGAAAAUGGAUCUUCUGGUACUGACGCAGUAGUUGAAUUUCCACUAAUGUGUGAGAUUCAGGUUAAUGAUGACACAUUGCCAGCUAAUACUAGAGGAAUUAAAAAGAUGGUUGGUUCAGUACACCCGAUAGACAUAACGCCGCUUUGCAAAAUAAAUUCAACUUAUCUAAAUAAGCUUAAAUUUGUAUAUUUAAUUAAUCUUCAGUUGAUUAAGAAGAGGUCAGUUGACUACAUUGUAGAACAAAUAAAAAAUGGAAGAAUAAUCACAAAAGAAGAAACAUUGAGAAAGUGGCAAAAUGCUGCCGAGGAUGAUAUAGUUCUUGGAUCGAGCCAAAUUUCACUGAAAGAUCCGUUGGGGUAUACGAGAAUCCAGGUUCCGUGUAAAUUUUCUCGUUGUAGACAUGUACAGUGUUUCGACGCGUACUUAUUUUUCCAAAUGAAUGAGCAAACACCGACUUGGUUAUGUCCUAUUUGCAAUAAUGUUGGAACAUGGUCUGAUAUUGUAGUGGAUGGUUAUUUUGCCGACAUACUUAAUAACACGUCACAGGACCAGGAACGCAUUAUAAUUGAACCAAACGGUGAAUGGUCUGUUCAGAAAAAACGGAAUAUUUCGGAAGAGCCUUCUGUUACGAAAAAGACACGUUCUGUGGAACCACCAAUAGAUGUAUACGUGAUAGAUGAUUCAGAAGACGAGAAUCCUCCUAUACGGCCAAGUAAACCGAUUAAAUCGCAUUCGUCUUCAUUUAAUGGGAGAGAGAUAAUUGACCUCACAUUAAGUAGCGAUGAAGAAGAUACUUCAGCAAUCAACGGUAACAAAGGUAUUAUCAGAAGUGCUACCUCAGGUAUCAACAGAUCUUCUGUUAAGUUAGAAAUUCAUCAAGAUUCAAAUAUCCAAACACAACCUAUAUCAUCUAUGAAGGUAGCAUAUUCAUCCCCAACGUCUCAAUCCCCAACUUUUGAUAAUUCUAUCUCUUCCCAUCUAUAUGACCAUUUUGAACUCCCCUUAAGUAAGUCGUCGCAUUAUUAUGAUAAUCCAGAACACGCGUUAAUCACUUCCCCUGGUUCAAUAGGAAAUAGUUACGGAUAUUACAUGGGUGCUGAUCCUAAUUUUCACAAUGAAUAUGAUAAUUAUGAUUUUUAA